UUGACAAACCCGGCUUUUGUGUUAGGAAUACAAAAGGUUGUCAGUUUACUUGAUGCAACAUUUCGACUUGCCGGUCAAUUGACAUGGAUUUAGUCCUUGAAAAUGGCAGCUAUAACAACUAUGAAACCCCGAAAACCGAGCAUCGAUGCUACUUCAAUAGAAAUCUACGAAGAAUCUCUGUCGAGAGAUACCCUGGAAGUGUUAAACUCCAUGAGGCAGUACACAGAACUUUGUGACGUGAAUUUGCUUGUCGAUGGCAAAACAAUAACAGCUCAUCGCGCUAUUUUGGCGGCUAGUAGUCCUUACUUUAGAGCCAUGUUUUUGUCUGGGUUCUCAGAAGUCAACGAAGAGUUUAUUGAAGUCAAAGAUAUGGGAGCUGAUGCUUUGGCCAUGGUUAUCGAGUACUUUUACACUUCAUAUUUGAAGAUUGACGCCGAUACAGUCGAGGAUAUUCUUAAAGUGUGCGUGGUCCUUCGUCUUGACACACUAGUCGAUCACUGUGAAACCUUUCUACGAAGGAACAUGACUCCUUCUAACUGUUUAGGCCUUCAUUCCGUUGCCAAGUUGUUUUGUCUCGAUGGCUUGACCGAUCACGCGAAACGGUUUACUUUAUGGAAUUUUCAACAAGUUUUUCAAGAAGAUGAAUUCAGCCUACUUCCUUACGAUCAACUCAGGUCAUUGAUCAGAGACGACACACUCAAGGUCCAGUCAGAAGAAGCGGUCUUUGAUGCGGUUUGGAAGUGGAUCAACCACGAUUUCCAUACAAGGAAGGAGUAUGUUGGGGACAUUAUGCAGUACGUACGGUUUCCGCUCAUGUCUUUGAACUUCUUGGUCAACAAUAACACCGUCAAGAGAUUGUUGCAAGAGAAUACCAUCUGUAAAGAACUAGUAAGAGAAGCACGGAUGUAUCAAGCUUUGCUAAGCAAUGACUCUAGUGGUGAAGAAACAGAAAAUUUCAGAAUCAGACCUAGAAUGGCUUCAGAAGAAAUAUAUGUUAUUGGUGGGUGGUCCAAUGGACAGAAACUAAGUAGUGUCCAAUGCUUCAAUGUUGAUACAUUACAAUGGUCUGUGGUUGCUGGCAUGAGYGUUGCGCAUGUUUCAAGAGAGGAUUAUUUCCGUGUAGUUGUAGCAAAUGAUGAGCURUAUACUGUGAGCAGAUACAAAGUUGGCAAAUAUGAUCCCAUUUCGAACAGUUGGAUGCAGGUGGCGAAUGGACCUGAUGUCCARUGCAAGUGGGCGGGUGUCUGUGAAUCAGAAGGGUUUGUGUAUGUCCUUGGUGGUCACAGUAGCAUGUGUGCAAAACGGUUUGACCCAGAGACACUACAAUGGGAAUCUCUUCCUGUUAUGACGUCAGCCAGGUACUACCCAGGUGUUGCCGUUUUCCAGGGCAAAGUAUAUGCRGUAGGAGGUCUUGACCACUUGUGGGCACCACUGAGAACAGCAGAACGCUACGAYCCUAAAAACAGUCGAUGGGAACCCAUAGCAUCAAUGACAACAGCUCGUUGGAGCCUUGGGGUGGCUGUCCUUGGGGAACUACUGUAUGCWAUAGGAGGGUCUGAUAACAGGGAGUCRUACAGUAACAGUGUUGAAGUCUACAAUGCCAAAACUGAUACAUGGAGCCAGGCAGUUGCAAGCAUGAACAAUGGUCGCCGCUGCUUAGGAGUUGCAGUUGUUAAUGAUUUAAUUUAUGUUGUUGGAGGAAGAGUUGUGAACAGCAUUGARUAUUAUGAUAAAGAUCAGAACACUUGGAGUGUAGUGGGAACUGUGAAUGCUCGCUGCAACUUUGGCUGUGUUGCACUAAGAUUGAUGUAACAGUGAUGUGUUACUGUUGUAAAUUAUCACAUUGUAAUCAAUAGUUGAUAGAAAGUGGUUUAACUUAUUUUACAAGGUAGCAGAUGUACAGAAAUUUGAUUACUAUUUUGUAACUAGCCAUGCAGAACAAUUCCUCACCUUUAAAGUUCUACAUGUAACUUCUGUUUAUGAAACUGGCUUGCAUGUGAACUGAGGGAAAGAGAAAAAACUCUCUUGCCACAUUGGGGUUUGCCAGAUUGGAAAUCAAUUGCUAGUACAUCUAUAGUGGACUCCAUCACUGAUAGCAAUUUAGACAUGUGUAGGAUAAUAUUGAUUGUCAUAAAUUAACAAUUGAUCCUUCUACAACUUUCCUUUUUCUGCUGAGAGGAUUUAGGUGUUAUUUUAUGCCAUGUACAAAGAUAUUUAAUAUAUUAUUGUAUAAUUUAUAGUUGGAUUUGCCUAUGAAUUAAUAUAUAUCAUUAACUAUUACACUGAUAGUUAUAAAACACCUGCUAUUUAAACGUUUUGGUAAAAUUACAGUACAGGUGAUGUUUUACAUGUACAUCUUCCAUUACACGGGAAGUAAAGGUUGUUUACCCUAGAUUUUAUCUAKAAUUAGAAUUUACAAAGCCAGGGUAGGUAAUAUAUUUUUGUACUUAUUAUAUAUUUUUAUAUAUGAUAUUUUAGUGUUGUAGACAUUAGUUUGCAUGGGAUUAUUUAAGUUAUUUUGUAUUAUUGGACUUCAGCACUUAAUAAAAGUUAGCACCCACACUCAUGGUA
Messenger RNA from Exaiptasia diaphana, 2571 nucleotides. Its product is annotated as kelch-like protein diablo. The coding region runs from base 103 to 1812 and encodes 569 amino acids. The transcript has a single exon. NCBI's taxonomy places the organism in Eukaryota, Metazoa, Cnidaria, Anthozoa, Actiniaria, Aiptasiidae. The record is from RefSeq and is a predicted model, not a curated record. Gene Ontology annotation, molecular function: protein binding.